Molecule: messenger RNA, 1761 nt
Organism: Emericellopsis cladophorae
Lineage: Eukaryota; Fungi; Ascomycota; Sordariomycetes; Hypocreales; Bionectriaceae
Product: Hexose transporter-like protein
Exons: 4
Coding region: 1-1761 (586 amino acids)
Biological process (GO): transmembrane transport; carbohydrate transport
Cellular component (GO): plasma membrane
Molecular function (GO): carbohydrate:proton symporter activity
Source: RefSeq, a predicted model, not a curated record
AUGAGACUUCCUGGGAACCAAGUUCACUUCGAUGAACACGACCCCAGUUCGGAAAAGGGCAGACAGGGGCUGAGGAGUUCCCUCAGUGGGCUGGACUACUCGCCCCUGCCCAGAGUCUCGCCACGAGUGCUCGGGAUGGGCGUCUUGGUUUCGAUGGGUGGACUCAUUUUUGGCUAUGACACGGGACAAAUCUCCGGCUUCCUCGAGAUGCCCGACUUUCUAGAACGAUUUGGCCAGCUGAAGGACGAUGGCACUCUCUACUUUUCUACCGUCCGCUCAGGACUCAUCGUCGCCUUGCUGUCCGCUGGUACACUCAUCGGCGCCCUUUUGGGAUCGCCCAUUGCCGACCGCAUUGGAAGAAAGAAGGCCAUCUCAUUCUGGUGCCUCGUUGUGUCCAUUGGGUUUGUGGUGCAGAUCGCAGCCGUCACAGCAUGGUACCAGGUCAUGAUUGGCCGUUUUAUUUCCGGCCUCGGUGUCGGUGGCCUCAGUCUCAUGGUGCCCAUGUACCAGGCGGAGACGGCCCCCUACUGGAUUCGCGGCGCUCUCGUCUGUGCGUACCAGCUCUUCAUCACCAUGGGCAUCUUCCUCGCGGCGUGCUUCAACUACGGCACUGUCACGCACAUGCCCAACAGCUCCGCGUGCUGGCGCAUCGUCAUUGGCCUCGGAUGGGUGUUCACCAUCGUCCUCGGCGUGGGCAUCCUGUUCUUCCCCGAAACUCCUCGAUACGACUACAAGGUCGGCAAGGCGGAGCGCGCCAAGCAGACGCUCUGCAAGGUCUACGCCGCCAAUAUGAACCACUGGUCCGUCUUCACCCAGGUAGAGGAGAUUGAGGCCAAGGUGCGCCUCGAACACAAGGUCAAGCAGUCCUCCUACAAGGAGUUUAUGGGCAUGUGGCAGGCGCCACGCAUGGCGUACCGCGUCCUCCUCGGCAUGACGCUGCAGAUGUUUCAGCAGCUCACCGGCGCCAACUACUUCUUCUACUACGGCACGACCAUCUUUCAGUCCGUGCAGAUCAACUCGUACAUUACCCAGAUCAUCCUCAACACCAUCAACUUCCUCGUCACCUUUUUGGGCCUGUACAUGGUCGAGCACUAUGGUCGUCGCAAGUCGCUCAUCUCGGGUGCACUGUGGAUGUUUGUCUGCUUCAUGAUCUUUGCGUCGGUGGGCCACUUUAGCCUUGAUCUUAAGAACCCGCAGAACACGCCUUCGGCGGGUAUCGCACUCAUCGUCUUUGCGAGCCUGUUCAUUCUCGGCUUCGCCACGACCUGGGGCCCUAUGAUCUGGACCAUCCAGGCCGAGAUCUUCCCGACCCGCUACCGUGCCAAGGGCAUGGCGCUCUCCACGGCGAGCAACUGGAUCUGGAACUUUUGCAUCGGAUUCUUCACGCCCUUCAUCACAAAGGAUAUCGACUUUCGAUACGGCUACGUCUUUGCGGGCUGCAACCUCUGUGCUGCCGGUAUCGUGUACUUCUUUGUCAUUGAGGGCCAGGGUCGAACGCUGGAGGAGAUUGACACCAUGUAUCUCGAGCGUGUCAUUCCAUGGAAGAGCAGCAAAUGGCAGCCACCCAGCGCUGAGGAGAUGGCUCGCAUCCGCCGUGCGGCCCAGACUGGUGAAGAAGUGGACGACGUCCUGGACGCCAACGGUGAGGUCACUGGCAGCGACGACGCACUCCGGGGAACAAACGACGCCAAGGAGGAGGGAAAUGGAACGAGCAACGGAAUUCUGAGCGGGGACACGGCCUCGCAUCAGGAGAAUGCUUAG